UUCAAUAUGGCGAUGAUUAGUGUUGUGUCCGUUUACGAAAAUGAGUCAAAAAUAUCUUACUAGGAAAGUAAAAGUUAAACACAGUUUGUCAUAUUAGAAAAAUCUCAAUGUUUCUAAUGAGGCUGAGAUGGUAUAUGUCUAUUUACUUAAUGUGCACUGUGUACUUUGGAUAAGCGUGUUUGCAUUUAGUAAAUUAGUAAAAUUUUCAUACAAAGGUUGUGAUAUAUAAAUUGUAAUUAACGGGUUUUUCUGUAAAUUAUUCUGGUUAGAGAUCUGUUAUUAAAUUUUAACGAAGAAGCGGAAUGUGGGAAAUUUGCCAGUAUACUGAAAAGGAUUAGAAAAUUACAAUCAUGACUGAUACAAGAAGAAGAGUAAAACUUUAUGCAUUAAAUGCGGAUAGACAAUGGGACGAUAGGGGUACGGGUCAUGUUUCUUCAUCAUAUGUGGAUCGAUUAAAAGGAAUAUCAUUACUUGUGCGUGCAGAAAGUGAUGGGUCGCUACUGUUAGAAUCUAAAAUUCAACCAGACACUGCCUACCAAAAACAACAAGAUACUUUAAUUGUGUGGUCAGAAGGUGACAAUUUUGAUUUAGCAUUAAGUUUUCAGGAAAAAUUAGGUUGUGAUGAAAUUUGGGAAAAAAUUUGUCAGGUUCAAGGUAAGGAUCCUUCUGUCGAAAUUACACAAGAUAUUGUUGAAGAAUCUGAAGAUGAGCGGUUUGAUGACAUGUCAGAUUCUGCUCCACCAAUUGAAUUACCGAGUUGUGAACUUAGUCGUUUAGAAGAUAUAAGUGAAUUAAUAAGCAAUUGUUUAAGUUCCCCGAUGAGGAAAGAAAAGUUGGCUGCUGCUAUAGAAAGUGAAAGUUAUAUACGAAAACUUAUUAAUUUGUUUCACAUGUGUGAAGAUUUAGAGAAUACAGAAGGGUUACACCAUUUAUACGACAUAUUCAAAAAUAUAUUUCUACUAAAUAAAAAUGUUUUGUUUGAGGUUAUGUUUAGUGAUGAAAUAAUCUUCGAUGUCGUGGGUUGUUUAGAAUACGAUCCUGCAUCUCCAUCACCUAAAAGGCAUCGAGAAUAUUUACGGCAGCAGGCCAAGUUCAGAGAAGCCAUUCCCAUAAAGAAUGCCGAAUUGCUGUCAAAAAUUCAUCAAACUUUCCGUGUUCAGUAUAUACAAGACGUGGUCCUUCCAACGCCUUCCGUUUUCGAGGAGAACAUGUUAUCAACACUAAGCAGUUUUAUAUUUUUUAACAAAGUCGAAAUAGUAUCCUUGGUCCAGGAGGAUGAAAAGUUUUUGACGGAACUGUUUACUAUGUUAACUGAUUUAAACACACCUGAUUUUAAAAGAAGGGACUUGGUACUGUUUUUAAAAGAGUUUUGUAAUUACUCGCAAAAUUUGCAACCCCAAGCUAAAGAGUCGUUUUAUAAAACUUUGACAACUCUGGGGAUAUUGCCUGCGCUGGAAAUCACCUUGGCUAUGGAUGACCAGAAGACCAAGACUGCCUCCAUAGAUAUACUCACGUAUAUUGUCGAGUUUUCACCCUCUGUAGUGCGGGAGUACACCCUACAGCAAGCCAGCAACACUGAUGAGGAUCAAAUGCUACUAAAUAUUAUCAUAGAACAAAUGAUCUGCGAUACAGAUCCAGAAUUAGGAGGAGCAGUGCAAUUGAUGGGAGUAUUAAGAAUAUUGCUGGAUCCGGAAAAUAUGCUGGCUUCAGUUAAUAAAUCUGAAAAAACAGACUUCUUGAAUUUCUUCUAUAAGCACAGUGUCCAGAUUCUUAUCGCACCCCUUUUGGAAAACACAGUCCAUGACAAACCGCAAAAGGAAGACUACAGAAGCGUACAGCUACUAGGCUUAAUUUUAGAGCUGUUGUCGUUCUGCGUGGAGCAUCACACCUACCACAUCAAAAACUGCAUACUCAACAAAGAUUUGCUCCGUAGAAUCUUGGUUUUAAUGAAGUCCACCCAUAAAUUCCUCGUGCUGUGCGCGCUGAGGUUUAUGAGGAAAUUGAUUGCCUUGAAAGAUGAGUUUUACAACCGGUACAUCAUAAAGGGCAAUCUCUUUGCCCCCGUUGUGGACGCGUUUGUGAGGAAUAACGGGCGAUACAAUCUUCUGGACUCGGCUAUUAUAGAAAUGUUUGAGUUUAUCAAAUUGGAAGAUAUUAAAACUCUGUGUUCACAUGUCGUCGAGAACUAUGGGAAAUGUCUUGAUGAUAUAUGCUACGUACAAACUUUUAAGGCCCUAAAGUUGCGUUACGACCAGCAUCAGGACAAGUUGAAGGACAGAGAGCGAAACAGUUUAGAUGGUGUUCCGUCGAUAUUGCGGAACAGCAGAUACAGGAGGGAUCAGCGUCAGAUGGAGGAGGAGGAGGAAAUGUGGUUCAACGAGGACGACGAUUUCGAUGACAAUGACACAGUGUUGCCGGCUACGAAUGACAUACUUACUAAAAAACUUGACACUGAUCUCGAGAGUAUAGGGAAGAUCAUCGAGAAGAAACAGCCAGAAGCGAAUGGCCCUAAAAUAAACAACAAUUCCUCACAGAAGACAACGGUGCUUAAUAACAAUGCUAACGCUGCCAGCGGGCAGCCAACAACUAACGUGGUGUCCAGUAGUGAGAAUAAAUCUCAGUUAUUCAAAAGGGGUUUGGUCGAUUACGAGGGUGGAGAUUCUGACGAGGAGGAGGAGGAGAGCGGAGAAGUCACCAAAAGGCCGAGACUGUCAUAGUCGAGUCGACAAUCUGCAGGGUGAAACGUGCUGUAAGUAAGAUAUCGAGCUAAACAUUUGGUUGGUGAAAACAGCCAAGGGCAGUAUUUUAUGUUAUACUUUAUUUUAUGGUAUUUUUAUUUAUUAUAAAUAAAAUUAUGCACUCUC
Molecule: messenger RNA, 2864 nt
Organism: Anoplophora glabripennis (Asian longhorned beetle)
Lineage: Eukaryota; Metazoa; Arthropoda; Insecta; Coleoptera; Cerambycidae
Gene: flfl
Product: serine/threonine-protein phosphatase 4 regulatory subunit 3
Exons: 7
Coding region: 351-2717 (788 amino acids)
Biological process (GO): protein dephosphorylation; DNA damage response
Cellular component (GO): nucleoplasm; protein phosphatase 4 complex
Molecular function (GO): protein phosphatase activator activity
Source: RefSeq, a predicted model, not a curated record